Molecule: messenger RNA, 1029 nt
Organism: Monosiga brevicollis MX1
Lineage: Eukaryota; Choanoflagellata; Craspedida; Salpingoecidae
Exons: 5
Coding region: 1-1029 (342 amino acids)
Source: RefSeq, a predicted model, not a curated record
AUGUACAUGCGCUUCACCAUCAACACCACCAGCCACUUUCACAGAGCACGACCGACCACCUCGGGGAAAUGGGACGGCAUCUGCACCAACGGACCAUGGUCACCCCGAUCAACGCCGCUGGUUGCCCCGCACCCGGCAGACAGAGACCCCCACACGCCCACGCCCACGCCCACGCGUUCAACGAUGCAGCGACGACGAUGGGUGGUGGCGGUGGUGGCGGGCUUCUUGGCCCUGGCGGUAGUUGCUGCACAGGGCGGGGAGCAGGACGGGGGCUUGCAGCGUGACGGAGAGGAAUCAUGCGUGGAGGGAACGCCUGGUUGUGGGGAUGCGUCUGCUGCUACGGAUCGAUAUGCUCUGCCCGCGGCGAAGGACGACGUUGAUGGGGAGGAGGAGGAGCAGCCCACCGAGGCGUGUGCUGCAGACGAUGUCGCAUGCUAUGUGCGUUUCGAGCGCAGUGCCAGCUUCAUUGGGCCCAUGCGCCAAGGUGUGCGCCGCCUGCGCCGUUCUCGUCGACGCAACAGCCCGUCGACCAUCCUCGUGCUCGUAGGCCUCGGCGUCUUGGUACUGCUCUAUAAUCUGUACAAGCAAAAGGCACGCCUCAAGGAAGCUCACGCCCAACGGUCGGUGCUUGGCCCGCGCGGGCGCCGAGGAUCGCGCUUUGCCGCCAAGGCCGGUGCUUCUGAAGAUCUGACCACAGGCCUUCGACGCACCGAGCAAGGACUUGACGCCAUGUCUGAGCGACUCAUCCGCAUGCAGCGCGAGAUUGCGGCAGAAUCCCGGUACUAUCCACACCUCCACCGUCCAUUGGACACUGCAGACUGUUCUCACCUCGAUUCGUGUGAACCUGUAGGGGUCGCAAAGCCGGAGCUGCGCGCAUCACAACGCGGUUCGAUGAUCGUGUCGGUGCCAAGGCCCCUCAAACCGAAUUUGGGCGCGAUUUUGGCCGAGCCGCGCGCCGAAAGAGCGGGCGCACCGCUGGACUCAGCCUCAAAGAUCAGUGAUGCCGUCCCGGCCCAUCAACCUAGCUGA